AGCCCGGUUUGACUGCCGUGGACUGCCUCCCGUUGCAUUGUGGGAUUUGUAGUCCAGUGAGACCUAUGAGCUCCCUGGCUGAGCGUUCUAAAUGCCCCCUCGUCAAACUGCGAAUCCCAUCAUGCAACAGGAGGCAGCUAGAGCUGUUAAGGUAGAAUGGCGGCACUAUAAGAACAUGGUAGUCAAUGAAGGCCUGCCUUUUCCGGUCUGUGGGCGCCUGGAGCCACCAAAGAGGGCCUAAAUGGAGGCUUGCCUGCCUCCCUGCCUCCCUUCCUGAAGUGGGACCUGGGCUGAGCCUAUGAGAGGAGCCCCAGAGGAGUCUGCCUUGGACCACUGUGCCUCACAGGGAGCAGAAGGGAUGGAGCAAGUUGAGCCCUGCUUCUUUUCUCUCUCCUUUAAAUAGAGAGAAGACCAGGUUGCCUCAUUGACCCAGACUCUAAAUAUGUGUCUUAUGAAAGCUGGGAAAACCAUGAUGUAAAGGGAAGAGGAGGCAUCUUGGGUGGCUGAGCAGAGCAAGGAGAAGGAAGCAGGGGCUCACCUUCUCAGAGGGUCCAGGUAAUUCAAGCAUAAUUUGACAUGGACACUUUUGCUAGCCACAGCUGUCAUCUGCUUCAGCAACUCCAUGAUCAACGAAUUCAAGGACUUCUUUGUGAUUGCAUGCUUGUGGUCAAAAGUGUUUGCUUCAAAGCACAUAAAAAUGUCUUAGCUGCUUUUAGCCAAUAUUUCAGGAACCUGUUUCAAAAUUCUUCAGGUCAGAAGAAUGAUGUCUUCCACUUGGAUAUUAAAAAUGUAGGUGGCAUAGGCCAGAUCUUGGACUAUAUGUACACGUCUCAUCUUGACCUCAACCAGGACAAUGUACAAACUUUGUUGGAUAUUGCACAGGGUUUGCAAGUGCAGAAUGUUUUGAACAUGUGCCGCUCCUUUUUGCAAUCCACCACAGCUGUUGAACAGCCAGCCACUAUGCCUUGUAACAGUGUCUUUUCAUUGCAAAAUACUUUGGCUCCAGAUAUGAAUCGUGCAAGUGAUAGUGCUAAUUUACUAAAUGUAUGUUCAUCGGGUGAGCAGCCUUGUAAAGGUUUGGAUGAUCAUAAUCUACAUGAGUCACAAUCCAUUGCACUUCAUAUGUCAUCUAAUAAUCUAAACAACCAGAAGCAGGAUUCCAGAGAUGCAGAUUGCACGGGUCUUUCAUUUAAACAGCCAACUUGUCAUUACAAACUCCGUAACUUUUACAGCAAACAGUUCCACAAGCAAAAUAUUUAUCCUGACAGGAAGAAAUCACCAGAACUAUCCUCUGAUUGUAGUGCCUCUACAGAACAAAACUCAGUUAAAAAUGAUUCAUGUUCCAUCAGUCAAUCUGAAUGUGUUUUGGAAUCAUCUGAUCACUUACUACCAACCUUUUUGGCUCAGCCCUUAAAUGAGUGUCCCAAGGAUCAAGAUUUAGAUGACACUUCUUCACAGCCAACCAGACAGAUGAGGCUUAAAAAGGCAAUUCAUCUUAAAAAACUAAAUUUCCUACGGUCUCAGAAGUCUGCAGAACAAUGUACUCCAGAUGAAGACACUGCAAGGGAAAUGCAGUCAGAAGUGCAAAGUAGCAUGGAAAGGACAAACAUUGGAGCUACUGAACAAACAGAAGCUAAACAUCUUGUUAGCUCAGAGUGCUUGGAACAAAGUGCUGAACUUGUACCAUCAGAGGAAGCUUCUGAGUCAGGUAGCCAGUUACAGAUUUUCCUUGCAGAGAAACAAUAUCCAUGUGCGUUAUGUGGGAAAGCUUUUAAACAUCCAAGCAAUCUGGAGCUCCACCUAAGGUCUCAUACAGGUGAGAAGCCAUUUGAAUGUAACAUUUGUGGGAAAUGUUUCUCACAGGCAGGAAAUCUCCAGACUCAUUUACGUCAUUCAGGUGAAAAAACCUUACUUUGUGAAAUCUGUGGGAAAAGGUUCGUAUGCUUGGUUGAUGUCCAGCGCCACAUUAUUAUUCACACUGGUGAAAAACCACAUCUGUGUGAUAUUUGUGGUCGGGUAGGUUUUAGUAACUUCAGUAAUUUAAAGGAACAUAAGAAGAACCAUACAAUAGAAAAAAGUUUUCAACCUGUGAUAAUUGGUGAAAGUCAUUUUUACUUACCUCGAAAGUUAGUAAAGCACAGGAGCAGACACACUGGAGAAACCUAUAGUUGCUCAGCUUGUGGAAAAUGCUUUGCAGAAUCUGGUGACUUACGAAGACACAUUCGAACACAUACUGGGGAAAGGCCAUAUAACUGUGAGACCUGUAAUAAAUGCUUCAGUCGUUCAGCUGUUUUACGUCGACACAAAAAAAUCCAUUGUAAAGAUGAUGAUGGAAGUCCAAAUACUCUAGAUGAUUUUACUCAAGCAAUGGAAAUCUCUGAUCUUGAGAAAUCCCAGAGCUCAGACUCUUUUACACAAGAACUAUCAGUAACUUUGUUACCAAUGUCAGUGAAGUUUCCUGUCCAGCCAAGUGGAAAUUCAUCUAGUGAAUUGAACAAUUUCCGCAAGGUGCAGCCCCUAGUACAACAGAAUGAUUGUACAAAUCAACAGAAACUGAAUUUGGAUCUUGUUAAGCUCAGCAAGUCUCAGCAAAGACCUAAUCGGACAUGCUCUUAUAAAGAAAUAGACCCAUCAACUGAGGAAGAACCUUUGCAGUCUGAUGGAAUUCCCUUGCUUCGUUCCUCUGUGAGCACUGUGGGUGGCAACUGUAGUAGUGAACUGAAUAAUCAUAUGUCUUCUAUUGAAUGCAGAAAUAAUGAAGGCCCAUUCUUCUCUAGUGUAACCCUCUGGGGUUUAGCAAUGAAGACUUUACAGAAUGAGAGUGAAUUAGGCCAGUAAAGGGUAGCUGUUACCUUUGUUGAUAUAUAGUACUUCAGCCAAGGUGUUUGACAUAUACACCUUUUAAUUCUUAAUGAUCAUACCUUGACUGGCCUACCUUUAUAGGAUUGUUGUAUAAUAUCUGUAUUAGAGAUAGAGGGCAAAUGAGAAGAAGAACGGUUCACCCAUGGUCAGUUUCUGAUAGAUGAGCUAUUUCUUAAUUUUGGUUCGUUUCAGUGAGGUUUCCCAGAAGAACAUCUGUCUGGAGUUGCACCUGUAUGCAUCAGAAAAGCACCAUUUGCAUUUUGUGUAUCAAGUGUUAUAUAAAGAAAAUGUAUCCCAGGGACUUCAGGUGGACCUGUCCCCCUUUUUGGAGCCUAGGCCAUAUAAAAAAACAGGUGAAAAAUUGCCCCUCAUAUGUCCAAAAAGGCUUUCCAGAACAGUGGUAACACUUUAAAAACAUCCCCAAACUCCUAAAAUAAGCUUACAAUUCAGGGCAUAAAAAAUGGGUGUGAUCCUGGGGCUAAUUUUUAUGCAGGUACAGUUUUGGACUGAAAAUCCCAAGGAGUGGCCCACCACAGGGGAGCCCAGGCAAAAUUAGCUCCCUCUGUACUAACCCACCCCUGCCAUAAUGUCUUAGGUCCAAAACACACUGCAGAAAUAACCCAGUUUGAGACUGCUUUAAAUUCACUGGCUCAAUGCUAGGGAAUCCGUCCAAUUAAAA
Molecule: messenger RNA, 3541 nt
Organism: Sceloporus undulatus (fence lizard)
Lineage: Eukaryota; Metazoa; Chordata; Lepidosauria; Squamata; Phrynosomatidae
Gene: ZBTB49
Product: zinc finger and BTB domain containing 49
Biological process (GO): regulation of transcription by RNA polymerase II
Cellular component (GO): nucleus
Molecular function (GO): DNA-binding transcription factor activity, RNA polymerase II-specific; RNA polymerase II cis-regulatory region sequence-specific DNA binding; protein binding
Source: RefSeq, a predicted model, not a curated record